This is a messenger RNA of Plutella xylostella (diamondback moth), 2462 nucleotides long. Its product is annotated as sodium channel protein Nach. Gene Ontology annotation, biological process: sodium ion transmembrane transport. Gene Ontology annotation, molecular function: ligand-gated sodium channel activity. NCBI's taxonomy places the organism in Eukaryota, Metazoa, Arthropoda, Insecta, Lepidoptera, Plutellidae. The record is from RefSeq and is a predicted model, not a curated record. Gene Ontology annotation, cellular component: plasma membrane.
CCUUAAGUCUUUUGACUGGAAAGCCGGUCCUGGAGGAAAAUAAGUUCAAUGAUGCCGAACAAAAUGCAAGAGGAAGAAAAAAAGAUGGAGGUACAAAAGAAACCGAAGUCUAGAUCCUGGUUUAAAACAUUUGAAGAGUUCUGCAAUCGGACUGACCUGCACGGGUACAAGUACAUUGUGAUGCCAGGACUCACGUUUUAUGAAAGGAUGUGCUGGGCUAUAGCUGUGGCUGCUAGUGUGUUCUGUGCUGGAUAUUUUGUAGUCACGGCCUAUUGGUGGUACGCGCGAAAUCCCAUAAUAACAGUGAUCGAGAGCACCCACGGCGCUAUCUGGGACGUUCCGUUCCCGGCCGUGACCAUAUGCAGCGUCAACCAGAUCUCACGCCGCGAGGCGCACCGAUUCUCGCAGAAUUUAAAGCUACCAGACAACGUGACGUCAGAAGAAGUAUUCUCGGCGCUGGGGCUGGCGCCGCUGCUGCACUCCGUGUUCCAGGCGAGCGCGCAGCAGAAGCAGCGGCUGGCGCGGCUGCAGGCCGUGCUGGACCUCAACCGAGUGCAAGUCGACCACAUGUUCAGGAUUCUCUCCCCAGCGCGGCUUUGCAAGGUGCUAGUGCAGCGAUGUAUGUGGAAAAACACGGUAUACCGUUGCGGGCUACUCUUCCGACCUCUCAUGACCCAGUUCGGAUUGUGCUGUACGUUCAAUUAUUACGCUAUCGACUCUAUUGACUACAGCAACUCGACGGACCAGCACAGUCCGCCGACGCCGCGGCGGGUGGCGUCAUGCGGGUACCAGACGGCCCUGACCGUGCUACUCAACAACGACUUGGAAGACUACUACAGCACGGCCAUCGCAUCUUAUGGGAGCCUGAUCCUAAUAGACAACGCGUAUAAUCUGCCAGAACUGGAUUCUCCUACUCGCCUGGUCAGCCCUUCCAUGGAGAUGUUCAUAGCGCUAACUCCAGAAAGGACCUACGCUACCAAAGGAGUCAGCCUCUUCUUGCCAGAACAAAGGAAGUGCUACUUUAAUACUGAGAAAAAGCUGAACAAUCUGAAAUAUUACAGCUACCACAAUUGCAUGGCAUUGCGGCGGAUGGAAAUAAUAAAGAAACACUGUCAAUGUAUACCUUUUUACGUACCAACCAGCGAGGGCCUCACAGAAGAUCCAGAAGAUUCAGAAAGGAUUUGCAAUUUUUCGGACAUGGAUUGCCUUGAAACUACUCGACGACCAUUUACCGAGCUUCAGACGACGGAUCCUAAUGAGGAGUAUUUAGAAUGUUUACCGGACUGCGAGCACUACGACUAUCCACUAGAAGUGGCUUUGGGCAUCAUGGCCACUGACGCGCCUUUAGACGGACUCUUGUUCUUCAAAGACGUGGUGCUGACAAACCAGUCGCUGGUGAAUGUGUUCUUCAACGACCUGGUCUCGACGCGGUACCGCAGAGAUGUUUACUUGAACUGGCAGAACCUUCUAGCAUCGUUCGGUGGCUUGCUGAGCCUGAUGCUGGGCUUCACUCUCAUAUCAGCCAUAGACUUCGUGAUCUUCUUCAUAUUCAAGAUGGCGUACGACGCAGUCCUCCCCUCACAGACGCGGGAACCUCAGCAGAAGCAGUGGACGAAGACCCAACAGAUCCUUGUGCAGGAGAGAAAGAGAGACGCUUGGAAGCCGCCGGGACUCUCGAAGAGAGAUGCACUCAAGUACUAGAUUAAGCAAGAGAUUACUGAGAGAAUUAAGUAAUUAAGAAAAACUAUGAUCUGCUUUUUGCGCACUGUUCAACUAAAUAAGAAACUGGUAGUAAUUGUUCUAGAUUUACACAGCUCGAAAUUAAAGUUAAGUACGCACGUAAUACCUACGUUGUGGCAGAUUGGAGACCUUGAACAGGCAGGGAUAGCGCAGGACGCCCUCAAACCAGCUGGAACAUCAGAUAUAACUAGAAUGAGGAAAGGAGAGAACAUUAAUAUAUUAAAAGAGCGGGGCCAUCUGUCACAGAUAUUGUUUACUUACUAGGCGGUCCCAACCUUGUAUGUAAUCUAGGCUAAGCUUUAAAUGAAAUAAAAGUUAUUAUUAUUCAAGUAUAUAUUUAUUAUAUAAUGUAAUAUUUACUCACGAUCAAUACUUACUCUCAUACUUCACAAUAUCUGUCCCGGCUCUUUACAAUAUAAACACUGUGCCGGUUGUUAAUGUUUGAUUUGAAAUAGUUAAAAUAAAACUAGUUAAUGGUCUGUGGUAUUUAGCGGGGGAUUAAAACAUGCAGAGUUAAGCUCAGCUUAGUGAGCCACAUAAAUAGAUAAUGUUAUACAGGUAAAUGGGGGUUUUAUGUAAACACUAAACACGCAUGAACUGUUAAUUUUGAUAUUUACUAUCAAUAUAUUUAUAAAUUGAUGUGUUUUCCCAAGUGUGAUUACUAUUACUCGUAUUAGGCAAUGCAAACAGCUUUAAAUAAACGAUAAAGUGAAAUUAAUUAA